Molecule: messenger RNA, 642 nt
Organism: Ixodes scapularis (black-legged tick)
Lineage: Eukaryota; Metazoa; Arthropoda; Arachnida; Ixodida; Ixodidae
Product: long-chain-fatty-acid--CoA ligase-like
Exons: 5
Coding region: 1-642 (213 amino acids)
Source: RefSeq, a predicted model, not a curated record
AUGGCGCUGAAGGUCUUCAUCGAGCACGGCAUUGUCCAUUCCCCCUACCCAGGGGGUUCUGUGCCAAAAAUAUCAGUGUAUCAGGCCCUGAAAGAAAGACUGGCUCAAUACGGCGAAGGAACCGCGUUGAUAUGCAAAGGAAAGGAGGUGACGUAUUCCGAGAUGCUGAGAAUGGUGCAGUGCUACGCGGCUGGUUUUCAAAGCCACGGCAUAAAUCCUGGCGACAAGGUGCUCGUGCACGUGGACGAUUCUGUGGAAAACUUGGUUGCCAUGUAUGGAAUUGUGUGUGCUGGAGGGGUCGUAAUUCCAUCUGAGCCGGGAUCGGAACAAGGUGAAGUGCUGAGGAAAAUAGACGAUGGAAAUGCUAGUCACGUGCUCACCACACCAGGAGAAGCCUACCUGUUUAAGAGUCUAACUGAGGGCACGCAAAUCCAAACAUUUUUCGUCACGGGCGAGAACCCUGCAUACAUUUCGGUAGCGGAAUUCAAGACCAUAAAAGAGGAACAAUUUACUGAAAUUCCUGAUAUUGACGUUGAAAGAGACCUCAUCGCUCUCUGCUUUACAUCUGGUACAACAGGUCGUCCAAAGGCAGUCGAAGAAACGCACUACAGUUGUGUCGCUGGUUUACAGCCUUACAGUUGA